AUGCAUGCUUUUAGUGAUCGGGGGUUGAAUAUUAUCGCCCUCUACAACCUGACCCCUGCGCUCGGGCUCGAUCUGACAUUACAUUUGGUCACACGAAAUCAACCGCCCCCUUUCGUCUGUGUGUGUGUGUGUGUGUCUGCUCUCUCGCAAGCUCUCUCUCUCAAGCUCUCUCUCUCAAGCUCUCUCUCUCUCUCUCUCUCUCUCAAGCUCUCUCUCUCUCAAGCUCUCUCUCUCUCUCUCUCUCUCUCAAGGUCUCUCUCUCUCUCUCUCUCUCUCUCAAGCUCUCAAGCUCUCUCUCUCUCAAGGUCUCUCUCUCUCUCUCUCAAGCUCUCUCAAGCUCUCAAGCUCUCUCUCUCUCAAGGUCUCUCUCUCUCUCUCUCAAGCUCUCUCAAGCUCUCAAGCUCUCUCUCUCUCAAGGCGUUAGUUUCACAGCCGCAGCAAACACACAAAAAGAAAUGGCAGCGCGCCCCCGGGGCGAGCUGGCAUGUUCGAUCGGCCUGA
This is a messenger RNA of Monosiga brevicollis MX1, 501 nucleotides long. RefSeq lists its product as uncharacterized. The coding region runs from base 1 to 501 and encodes 166 amino acids. The record is from RefSeq and is a predicted model, not a curated record. NCBI's taxonomy places the organism in Eukaryota, Choanoflagellata, Craspedida, Salpingoecidae. The transcript has 2 exons.